Molecule: messenger RNA, 1152 nt
Organism: Rhizoctonia solani
Lineage: Eukaryota; Fungi; Basidiomycota; Agaricomycetes; Cantharellales; Ceratobasidiaceae
Product: F-box-like domain-containing protein
Exons: 1
Coding region: 1-1152 (383 amino acids)
Source: RefSeq, a predicted model, not a curated record
AUGGUCCGACUAAAAAAUGGUCGCUUUGCAUCAGGUGUAGGCCGGCACGGUCGGUCAUCACCAAGUACUCCAAAGAUUGAUCCAAGUACAAUAUGCAACUUCGAGCUCAGCCAAUCCGCACCCAUGCGUAUCCAAAGUUUGGACUUCAACUAUACGCUUCAGAGAGGGUUACACACCUAUCAUAUGUCUGCGCUGCAAUACUUCUUGUCCAAGUGUACACCGAACAUUCUUACCCACUUUUCGAUGACAAGCUGGGUCCCUACCCAUGCAUCUUUCAUUGAGCCGGCAGACCAUCCCCAGACCUUCAAUAGCGUACUACUCGACAUACCCAGUCAACUCUUUGAAAGUGUUUGGCUUGGUACUACACAUCUUAUGCUAAAUGGCCUAUGCCCCCAUUGGGGAAGCAAGGCAUAUCAUGGUCUUGUUGAACUUCGAAUAGGGAGAUCGGUCCCUGUUAUGACCGAGGCUCAAUUCGCCAACAUUUUAAGAUACAGUCCAGGCCUGCGAGUUCUUCAUAUCACGAGCGUAGUAGAAGACUUAUUACCACUCGACGACCCCGUUGUUCCUGUGCAACUUGAAGAUCUGGAAGACUUGAAACUCAGAAACUUUCAAGGGAAGGAUCUCGGUACAUCCGAUGAAAUGCUACGUUGGAUAGCCCCCGGCCUAAAACCUCUUCAGGUCAAUUUUGACCAGUAUGCGCCCAAAGAAGCUAUCUCGUUCUGCGCACGUUCGAAUAUAGCCCGAUUGUUUUUCACUAUAUCCACAGAGGAAAUAGUGGCGCCCAUGGUUCACCGAUGCUCAUGGCUCGAAAUACUGGCCCUGAGUGCUGGUCUCUAUCCAGUCAGAGACUUGUGCUCGAUUCUCCACCCCAUUGACGGGCGUCACCCGACUGGUCUCGUAUCAACAACCAAAGUCGACACACUUUAUUUGGCCAAUUUUACGGUCAUUCCGCUCAGCGACCUUGAAGACGCAGUCGCGGAGUACUCGGUUCGACGGCUUAUUAUUCGUAACUCACGAAUAGAAUAUAAGGCGGAAGAAGGGCUAAAAGAAGCUGGCGACCCAUCAGAAAUCAGGACCUUGUUAUCGACUCUGAAAUGCUCCAUAGUGGAAUAUCUUGAGGAACGGUGUUGGCUCGAUCAGGCGGGGUGGUAA